AUGAUUGCUGUCAAGACAGUUAUCAACCGAGUUUAUCACAAAAUCACUGGUUGCCAGUUCAGUCAGACACAAAUUGCUGGUCUGUCGGACUGGUACAGGGCACAGGUGAAGGUCAGCAUCGGGACCACCUGUUACGGCUCAGCAGUGGACUUGAGUAAAUUACAUAUACUGGAUGAUGAGGGGUCUAAUCAUGCUUCAUCACAGAACAUGUGCCCAAUCAGUACAGAGCACAGGAGGAGAAGUGGGUAUAUAGAUUCAGUGGAGGUGAGGAGUUCAUUUAGCUCUUGCGUUGGAAGACCGCAGACUGAAACUUGUAAACCAAUCCGAAACACAACAAUGCAUUCUACCAUGAUCCUCCUGGGUAUCUUCUUUGGCUUGCUGACCCAGGCGUACACUCUACCCGUUAAGAACUCCACAGGAGUACAUGAGGGAAAAGUGAGAUUGAAAAGGAAAUACUCAGAUGAAAUUACAGACCGUGAUGAAAUGAAUGUAAUGGAUCAAAUCCUGGAGGUCAAUAGCAGGUUGCGAACCCCUCGAGGACUGACAUUUAGAGAAGGAGACAUUGCCAGUUCAUACGUGAAGAGUGCGAUAACCUGCCCUGGCAAUGCCUGUCUGUGGCCUAAAUCAGUUGAUGGAUUUGUUUAUGUGCCAUUCAUCCUGUCCCCGCUUUAUGAUGACAUGGACAGAAUCACCAUAGAAACUGGCAUGCAAGACAUUUCCUCUGGAACAUGCAUUAAAUUUGUUCCACGCACUCAUGAAGCCAGUUUCCUUGAUAUUCAGCCUAGAUACGGCUGCUGGUCGUUUCUGGGGCAGACUGGGGGAAGCCAGACCUUGUCACUGCAGACUCCUGGAUGCAUGUGGUCAGGAGUGGCUGCCCAUGAGUUCAUGCACGCUCUUGGCUUUGUACAUGAGCAGUCCCGCUCAGACAGAGACCACUAUGUUACAAUUGUAUGGAAAAACAUCAUGCCAGACCACAUUCAUAACUUCAGGAAACAGGUGACGAAUAAUCUCAACAGCCCAUAUGACUACAGCUCUGUCAUGCAUUAUGGAAGAUAUGCCUUCUCUGAAGAUGGUGGACCAACAAUAAUCCCCAAACCAGAUCCUUACAUUCCCAUUGGCCAGCGAGAUGGGCCAAGUGCUCUAGAUCUUCAUAAAAUAAAUGUCCUUUAUAACUGUGGUGCCAAUGAGUAACUGGAUCCAGAGCGUUACAUUCGGCUAUUCUGUCAUAUUCUUUUAAAUCUGCUCUCAGGUCAUGUCAGACGGUUAAUUAGAAGUGCUGGUCUUCAGCAUAUUAUGUGGGAAACGUGAUUUUUUUGUAAUUUCAUUUUCAUUACACAAAUCAGAACUGUUAUAGUGUCAGACUGACAUGCCUGCUGCUGCCAAUCAAAUCACUGCAUCCAAUCCUUUCCGCCUCCUUCUCAGCUUCUGCUCACUUUAAAUAAAGACAAUGCAA
Molecule: messenger RNA, 1453 nt
Organism: Toxotes jaculatrix (banded archerfish)
Lineage: Eukaryota; Metazoa; Chordata; Actinopteri; Toxotidae
Gene: he2
Product: high choriolytic enzyme 2
Biological process (GO): proteolysis
Molecular function (GO): metalloendopeptidase activity; zinc ion binding
Source: RefSeq, a predicted model, not a curated record